Messenger RNA from Paramecium sonneborni, 993 nucleotides. The record is from the annotation of a GenBank genome assembly. NCBI's taxonomy places the organism in Eukaryota, Ciliophora, Oligohymenophorea, Peniculida, Parameciidae.
AUGGAAUAGUAUUUAAUUAUAUAUAUAUAGAUAAGCAUAUUCAGUUUUUAUAACAUCCUCUUAUUCUUACAUUCCAUAUUUGUAUUCAGAAUAACAUUAUUAAAAGGUUGCUUUAGCAGAGAAUGCUAUUUCAUUAAGAUAUAUACUUGGACCAAUUAUAGAAUCUAUUUAUAUGCAGUAGGUCCCAUUUAUAACAUUUAUUAUUUUAUCCAUAUUUUAUGGUUAUUAAGUACACUAUUCUAAAUUUUAAAAUAAUAAAAAAGAAUGUGAAAUAGAUAUGAUAGAGAUUAAUUUUCAUUCACAACAUUCUGAACCUUAAUUAGAAUAACCAUAGAGUUAUUUCAAAGUUCUUAAAUAAUAUAAUGUUUAUAUUAAUGCAUUAAUUUUUGCUAUGGUAACUACAUCAAUAAUAUCAAUUUUCCAUUAAUGGCAUAAUAUAUGUAAGAUCACUAUAAAAUUGAAGAAUCUACAAGUAGGAUUUUAUAUCGAAUUGCAACCUAUGUGUUAUACAAUAGCCACUAUUUUGAUUACAAGAAUUUAAAAUACAAAUAAACCAUUGUUUAUGAUAAGAUUUUAACUUUUAAAUGGAAUACCAUUAUUUUUUAUGGUCCUAAUCAUACAUUUACUGGUAUUGAUAGAAAUUUACUUAUUUGUUGUAUCAGUUUAGCCAUAAAUGGAAUUUCAUAAUCAUUUCUGUAUCAAUUAAAAUAUACUAUAUAAUUUAUAUAUAUAUUUUAGCUUAAUUAGAUGAAUCUUUUGAUUGAAUUAUAUCCAAAUUAAGUGAAAUAGUUUAAUAAUUUUGGAUAGCAAUAUUCUUUGCCUCUAUUUAAUUGGAUUAAUUCUCGGGUCCUUUCAUUGGUGGAUUUUUAUCAAAUUUAUGUGUGUGAUCUUGAUAGAAUUGCCUCGAUUUCUGGUUUGUUAGCACUUAUCUUACAUUCCAUUUUUAUAAAAACAUUUGAAAAAAUAGAUUAUGAUUUUUAUUAUUCGUUUUGA